This is a messenger RNA of Pleurotus ostreatus (oyster mushroom), 1161 nucleotides long. RefSeq lists its product as uncharacterized. Gene Ontology annotation, cellular component: cell surface; site of polarized growth; extracellular region. The coding region runs from base 1 to 1161 and encodes 386 amino acids. Gene Ontology annotation, biological process: establishment of cell polarity; osmosensory signaling pathway via Sho1 osmosensor; signal transduction involved in filamentous growth. The record is from RefSeq and is a predicted model, not a curated record. The transcript has 3 exons. Gene Ontology annotation, molecular function: osmosensor activity. Lineage: Eukaryota; Fungi; Basidiomycota; Agaricomycetes; Agaricales; Pleurotaceae.
AUGGCGGUGCCACUGCUACCAGCGUCAUUAUCAGCUUCCCUUCUGACUGUCUCUGACGUCGUGACCUCGAUCUCGAUCGACUCGGAGCUUUCGGGUAUCCUUACCCAGACGGCUUUGGUGUUCGCCUCCCUGUCCACUAGCACUGAGCUCCCCACACUCACAGACCCGGACCAGGCAACGACGACAGUUACGCCUGUACAACAGUCCGCUCAGGCUGAUGUUGCUCCUACCGCUGCGCCGCUACCUACUGGUAUGCCAGCUAGGAUUUAUCCAAGAAACGGCACAGACCCAACGACGGAGGAUUUGGGCGACUACUCUUUGAUCAGCAUCCUCUUCACCCCCGAACUGAACUGGGAGUUUGUUGCGACCAAUCCAUUAUCCCCAAGUCAGAUCUUCGGAUAUUUCCCGGUUAUCCUGCAAACUGCCCUUGUAUUGCCACCCGAUCAAGUUAAGACGUGGGUUCUGCAAGUGUACGCUUCGUCUGAUUACAAAGGACCUCGAGAUGCCUCGAAAUUGCGGACAAUGUGGUUGGGUUACAUCCCUCGCGACGAAGUCGAUAACCUCGCCGCCCAGAUCAAGGCGCCACAAUCCAAGUUCUACACUGGUAUCGCAGAUCCAGUUGCCAAGGACCUUGCCCGUCGCGUCGACUCUGGGUUUGCCAUCAACUCUGUUUCUCAAACAGACCCUGGCACUGGUGGAGGACUCGGAGGCCCUGGCAAUGCUUCGUCUUCGAGCGCGUCGUCCAGCGAUAAAGCACGGCAGGACGCGAUCAUUGGUGUAGUCAGCACACUCGGUGCCAUCGCACUUAUCGUCUUGGCUUACCUCGUCUACCGUUCAAUCAAGCGUAGAAACGAGCUCAAGCACCGCAGACUCAGUGAUGUACCUGCAGAAGACAUGGCCGGCUACCGUCCAGAUGGGAGGGACUUUGACCAGGACAGCGUUGGCGGCGCACGGAGGAGGAGCUUCUACUUCGCAGAGGAUUCGCUACGGGGAUACCAGGAUCAGAGGAUCGAUGAUGGUGGGAUGUCGGCGGCGGCAGGUCAAGGAUACGGAUACGGUGGUGCCGCGGUUGCUGGCCCCUCGCAGAUGACGCAGAGGCGGCAGGUAAUGCCCGCUGCUAUCUCCGCACCGAUCCUAAGAGAGAACACGAUGAACUGGUAA